Molecule: messenger RNA, 1384 nt
Organism: Klebsormidium nitens
Lineage: Eukaryota; Viridiplantae; Streptophyta; Klebsormidiophyceae; Klebsormidiales; Klebsormidiaceae
Source: the annotation of a GenBank genome assembly
AUGGUAGGUUCUCUGUCUCGAGCUGGCAAGGCUCCACUUUGGUUGACCAAAGAUGUCUUAAAAACUUCUGAGAUCGCACGCUUGAUCAACGGGACACCCCGCUCAGCGGACGCCCAAUCCUUCCUGGUUGCGUCAUGCUCUGGAAGGACUUUUGCAGAGGCCCAUGAGGACCCUUGGGACCCCCGGCACUUGCGACGAGUGCACUCCAGUGCGAGUUCGCAAGCACGCCCUGACUUUUCGGACGCCCAUGGUCCUGAGGAGUCCGCUGAGCCUGGCGCCAGGCCAGCUGCAGGGCUUGGGCAAGGCCGCGACGGAUUAUCGUAUGCAACGCACAUGCCUCUGACGCCGCUGCAAACCGCAGCCGUCGCAGUCGGUUCAGCUUUUGGGGCGUUGAGGCAUCCGGACAGGGCUGACCUGGUAGCGGCCCUGGGGGAGACCACCGGGUUGUUGGCGUUCCGACGCAUGCGGGAGCGGAUGCAGCGGGACCCCGAGGGUCGCUCCAUCCUGGCGGACCGGCCGCGCAUCACGGCUGCCAGCGUUGCGCACGCCUGGGACCUGCCCCCGGGGACGUUUGGGGCAGCGUAUGCGCAGUUCAUGGGGUCAAGGAACUUCAGCGCGGACGAGCGGCCACCGGUUCGUUUUGUGGACGAUCCCGAGCUGGCGUAUGUUGCGGUGCGCAGCCGCGAGGUGCACGACUUUUGGCACGUCCUCUUUGACUGCCCUACCACCGUCACUGGGGAGCUGGCGCUCAAGAUGGUCGAGUUUGUGCAGACGGGCAUGCCGAUGUGUGCGCUGUCUGUCUUGGGUGGGCCGUUCCGGCUCCCGCCUCAGAAGCGGCAGCUGCUGCUGACACACUGUGCACCGUGGGCUCUCAAGGCGGGAACGCGGGCGGCCGACCUCAUGUGUCUCCGUUAUGAAAACCAUUUGGAGGAGGAUCUCGAACAACUGCGCAGGAGAUGGAAGAUUCUUCCCAGCAAUCCUGCACCUUCUCGCAAGAAGCCUUGAUGUUCAAUGUGUGGGCAUUCGACAGACAUCAGUUCUGUACAUUUUGGGGAGUUUGGCAAUCGCUCUAUCUUGCAGGGCAGCUGGCAUUCCUGAUACGACUUUCAGUGGAGUGCGCUGAACCUCGUGGUAAGGUUUUUGGAAUUGGUGGUCGAUUGCGAAGAAAGAAGGUCCACAGGCCCGCACGGAACCUCGUUUAGGGUCGUAUCUUGAUGCAACGUACUUGCAUAAAAGAUUGCGUCAAGCUCCUGAUGCACUGUACCUAUGCAGGUCAAUCUAGCUGGCAGGCCGGGCAGAUCAUAGCAAAUGAAUUAUAAGGUACACUAAGAAUCGCAUGCGUGUCUAAGAAGAUGUAUAUACUGGUGCAUAUUCGUUCUAAAAG